AGCUAGCAGUAAGCACAACAACAAAAAGAUUUGAAAAAAAAAAAACAAAAGAAAUGUAUUCCCUCACAAAAACCACACAGUUUCAAAACGCCGUCGUUCUAUAUUCACUAUGCUUUAUCCCUUUCUCGUAUUCCUCCUCCGAUCCAAGAACCGCCGUGGCCGGUCUCUACUGCGGCAAACGCAACAACUCCUCCGCCGAUCCAAACUACAUUCCAACUUUCGUCGACGACAUGCAAUCACUCUCCCUGAAACUAACUACACGCCGUUUCGCAACUCAAUCCAUAAACUCCACGCCGUCGGUUUUCGCGAUGGUUCAGUGCCACAACGAUCUCUCACCGUCCGAUUGUCAGCUCUGCUACGCCAUCGCACGCACGCGCCUCCCUCGCUGCCUCCCUUCCUCCUCCGCGAGGAUCUUCCUCGACGGCUGUUUCCUCCGCUACGAGACUUACGAGUUCUACGGCGAGUCUAUCUCCGCCGCGUCGGAUAGAUACUCGUGCAGCAACGACACCGUUUUGGAUCCUCAGUUCGGAUUCCGCGUCUCGGAAACCGCCGCGAGAGCCGCCGUUAGACGCGGUGGUUUCGGAGUCGCCGGGGAGAGUGGGGUCCACGCGCUUGCGCAGUGUUGGGAGAGUUUGGGAAGAGAAGAGUGUAGGGUCUGUCUGGAGAAAGCUGUCGGAGAAGUGAAACGGUGCGUUUCGAGGAGAGAAGGCAGAGCUAUGAACAGUGGUUGUUUUCUUAGAUACUCUGAUCACAAAUUCUAUAAUAAUGAUCGACAUGGGAUUCAUAACAAAGGGGUCAUUGUGGCUAUUGUAUUGACCAUGUCAGCAUUCGUCAUGCUCGUUCUAUUGGCAACUUAUGUCAUUAUUGUCAAAGUUUCAAAGACCAAACAAGAAAAAAGAAACUUGGGUCUAGUUUCAAAAAAGUUCAAGAACUCAAAGACGAAGUUCAAGUACGAGACUUUAGAGAAGGCAACAGAUUACUUUAGCCCCAAGAAAACACUAGGGCAAGGAGGAAACGGCACCGUUUUCUUGGGAGUUCUCCCAAAUGGCAAGAACGUGGCCGUGAAGAGAUUAGUCUUCAACACAAGAGAAUGGGUAGAAGAAUUUUUCAACGAAGUGAAUCUCAUCAGUGGAAUCCAACAUAAGAACCUCGUCAAGCUUCUUGGUUGUAGCAUUGAAGGACCGGAGAGUCUCUUGGUCUACGAGUACGUCGCUAACAAAAGCCUCGACAACUUUCUGUUUGAUGAAAGCAAAAGUAAGGUUUUAAACUGGUGCGUUAGGCUAAACAUAAUCCUUGGAGCAGCGGAAGGAUUGGCUUACCUACACGGAGGUGACGGCUCUCCGGUUAGGAUUAUUCAUCGAGACAUUAAAACUAGUAAUGUUCUUCUAGACGAUCAGCUCAAUCCCAAGAUCGCGGAUUUCGGUUUGGCUCGAUGUCUCGGUCUGGACAAAACUCAUCUUAGCACUGGCAUCGCUGGAACCCUAGGUUACAUGGCUCCAGAGUAUGUUGUUAGAGGACAAUUAACGGAGAAAGCUGAUGUUUAUAGCUACGGAGUUCUUGUUCUCGAGAUUGCUUGUGGAACAAGAAACAAUGUUUUUGUGCCAGGGGCUGGUCAUCUCCUACAAAGAGUCUGGAACUUGUAUAGACUGAAUAGAUUGGUAGAAGCCCUAGACCCAUGUCUUAAGGAAGAGUUACUUCAAGCACAAUGCAGCGAAGCAGAAGCUUGUAAAGUUCUUUGCGUUGGACUGUUAUGCGCACAAGCUUCUCCAUCGCUGAGACCGUCGAUGGAAGAAGUUAUCCUUAUGUUAACCGAGAGAGAUUACCCUAUUCCAUCUCCAACCAAUCCUCCUUUCCUGAGGAUUAGCUCUCUAACUACAGACCAAGAAUGCAGUAGUUCUAUAUCUUGUAGCACCAAUAGCACUACGAUGGUCAAAACCGAUCAAGCUUCUUAUACCUCUUCAGAAACUUCUACAACUCAUCGUAGGAAUUAAGGAUUUUUGUUUUCCCUGAAUGUUUCACCAUUUCUUGAGGAGGUCCGAUAUGUAUACCAAAAUUCAUGCGACGAAUGCAUUACCGAGGUAAUCUAACAUAUGAAUAUAUCAAUAGAUCUGUAUAUAACACUCUUAAAUUCAAGUGGUUUAACAAUAUAUCUUUCAUCAAGAAAACAACUAACAUUUCAUAAGAUUCCCAUUGUUUUAUAAC
Eutrema salsugineum is the source of this 2202-nucleotide messenger RNA. RefSeq names its product cysteine-rich receptor-like protein kinase 42. NCBI's taxonomy places the organism in Eukaryota, Viridiplantae, Streptophyta, Magnoliopsida, Brassicales, Brassicaceae. Gene Ontology annotation, molecular function: ATP binding; protein kinase activity. The coding region runs from base 54 to 1991 and encodes 645 amino acids. The transcript is spliced from 6 exons. Gene Ontology annotation, biological process: protein phosphorylation. The record is from RefSeq and is a predicted model, not a curated record.